This is a messenger RNA of Pecten maximus, 1241 nucleotides long. RefSeq lists its product as uncharacterized. The record is from RefSeq and is a predicted model, not a curated record. The transcript is spliced from 4 exons. NCBI's taxonomy places the organism in Eukaryota, Metazoa, Mollusca, Bivalvia, Pectinida, Pectinidae. The annotation marks the transcript as partial.
ACUAGUUUCCGGUACAAAAGAGUUCCAUAAUUAUUCCAAAAGGAAACACAGAUUGUUGUGAAUAGGUUGUUUUAGUGGGCAACAUCGAAGAAAAAUGUAAAAUGACAAUUUUAUCUCCGAUUGGGCCAAACAAUGGACAAGAAGAUGGGAUACACAAGAUAAUAUGAUGCUCCCUUUUACAAUGGAAGUUGACUUUUUUCCUCCUCUGUUUCUAUCUGAACAGUCCCAUUCAAAUCUAGCAUAUUUUUUAACGAAACGAAGCAUGUUUUAUUUAUUUUUAGAUAUUUAUUAUUAGUAAUAGUCCUGGUUUGAUUAGAUAAAAAUGUCACUAUGCAUCAAAAAUGAAGAAACAGAAAUAAUACAAUGUGUUUAAAAGGUUUGUAAGUUAUAACUUAUCAAAAGGCAAAAUAUAAAAAUGAAGAAAAAAAAGACAGUCAUUUAUGCAGCAUUCAUUGCCAUUUGUGUAUAUUUCUUUGUACAAGUAAGUUACUUUAAUGAGGCAUAUAGCCCUCUCCAAGUUCUGUCUGAUGCCCGGAGUGAAGCAAAGCGUCUACUGCGGUUUAUCACUCUUCAACAUUUCCAAUGUAACUCCACUAUACAAAUUUCAAAUAACACAUACUGGCCUAUCUGUAUAGAAAAGGAAGGAGGGAUCAACAUUGACAGCAGAGGGAAGAAAAUAGCUUAUUCUGUUGGACCCAAAGGGGAUUUGGAAUUUGAAAGGAUUAUUGCAAAAAAUUUGUCUUUUAAUCUGUACCUGUUUGGUACAGGCUUAACAACUUCAGAUUUUUCUGUCAACUCUAAUAACACGCGCAACAUGCACAUAUCUGUUGUACCGAAUGAUCCUGCUGAUUUUGUACGCAACUCCUAUGAUACACAGACAGUUAAUAAUGUGAUGCUUAGUCUUGGCCAUACCUAUAUAGACAUUCUAAAGAUGGACCACUUUAUGGACAGCAGUCACUCACAUGAUGUCCUCUACUUCAUGAUCAAAGAUGACCUUCUGUCUCGGGUUGGACAACUCCAUAUUGCCCUCCAUAUUGACAAGGUUGAUGAUGACUACCUGUACAGUUGGUACCGUGCUUUAUACAAUCUGUUCCACGAUGCUGGAUUCCGUUUAUACCACACUGCCGCAAAUGACCAGCUCUGUCUUCAAGUCACUCUCAUGGAGUCUUGUGUUUAUUAUAUGUCAUGGGUCAGGGACCCUGGUCCAAGAGCCUCCAUACUCUACCCUCCUGCCCAGGAUG